This is a messenger RNA of Callorhinchus milii (elephant shark), 2034 nucleotides long. Its product is annotated as DNA replication fork stabilization factor DONSON. Gene Ontology annotation, cellular component: nucleus. Lineage: Eukaryota; Metazoa; Chordata; Chondrichthyes; Chimaeriformes; Callorhinchidae. The transcript is spliced from 10 exons. The coding region runs from base 1 to 1830 and encodes 609 amino acids. Gene Ontology annotation, biological process: nuclear DNA replication; defense response. The record is from RefSeq and is a predicted model, not a curated record.
AUGGUGUGGCAGGUAAACUGUGAGGUCUGUCACAUGUGGGAGUCAAUGGAGGGCGCCUUAAGUCCGGGCGACUUCGUCUGCCGCAAGUGUCUGGAAAUCAGAGAGCUCCAGCUGAGAGUAGCUGAGCUGGAGUCUCAGGUGGAGAUGCUGCGCAGCAUUAGGGAUGGAGAAAACUUCCUGGACAGCUUUAUCCUGGAGCCGCACACUCCCCUGAGUCCCAAGGAAGAAGAAUAUAGCAGCGACGGACAUGACUGGGUGACAGUCAGGCGGGCAGGCAAGUGUUCCCGAAAGAGAGGGGCUGAAGAAUCCCAGACUUUAGCCUUGUCUGACAGAUCAGUUGAUUACAAUCAAUGCUGUCCUAAUGCUGAAGUAAGGAAUUAUUUUUUCUGUUGUUUGCCCAAUGCACAGGCGAAUUACACAAAUAGUGGAGAUGACAUAUUGGAAGGGGAUCUAAUUUCUCAAGAACAAAUUGUACCUGCACCAAUUAAUAGUCUUCAAAAUCCUAUAGAAUUAGCAGAAGGCUCUUUGUCCAGAGAAUUUCCUGCAGACUGGAGCCUAAAAACACGGUUGCUUUUUACAUCUCCUCAUCCAUUUAACUGGUCCGGUCAUCUCAAGGCAUCCGAGGAAGCUAUGGGGCUAAUGCAACACUGCCGUGCCUCAGUGAUUGAUUUUCCUCAGAAUAUAGAGGAUCCAGGAUCCUGUGCAGAAUUGCGCUGUGCAUUCCAGCAAAGUCUUGUUUACUGGCUUCAUCCAAACUUGCCCUGGAUACCACUUUUUCCUCGAAUAAGAACAGAAAAGAACAUAAGAAGUAAAAAUAAUCCGUGGUCUCAUGAUGAGGGACUUCAACAAGUGCUGAUGAGUGAAUGGUCAUUCAGCUUCAGUUCUCUGUAUAAUCUACUGCGGGCCAAGCUCUGUCCUUAUUGCUACCUCUGUACCUAUCAGUUCACUGUACUAUUCCGUGCAGCUGGAAUAGCAGGAAGUGAUGUUAUUACAGCUGUUAUUUCCCCUACAACAAGUGGUCUUAGAGAAGCUAUGAAAAAUGAAGGGAUCAACUUUUCCUUGCCGUUAGUAGAAGAUGUUGGAAAUGGGAGACAGAGGCUGAGUGAACCCACAGAUUCAGGAGCAGACAAUGCAGGAGAUGAAACCAAAGAAGAAAGCUUAGAUGUUCAGAAGAAACCAGUCAGUAGUAGUGAUGAAGAGGAUGAUGGUGGGUUCUCCUGGCUUGAAGAGAUGGGCGUGCAAGACAAGAUUAAGAAGCCUGAUGCCAUGUCCAUUAAACUUCGGAAGGACCACAGUGUUGUGCGAAUGGAUCAUAAGCCGGAAUCUGUGGUUUUGGUGAAGGGCCUCCACACAUUUACUUUACUGAACUUUCUGAUAAACAGUAAAAGUAUAGUGGCCGGGGCUGGACCACAGGCAGGACUCCCACCUACUCUACUGGCACCAACUGCAUUCAGAGGAGCCACAAUGCACACAUUGAAGGCUCGAAGCAUUAAUAUCAGGACUCGGAAUGCCUCUGGGAUGAAAGACUCCUACAGCCUGGAGAUUACUGGUCCCAUCAUGCCCAAUUCCUUACAUGCUUUGACACUGAUGCUAAAAUCUGCACAGAGGGGAAAAUUUACAGCCAAUCUUUAUACCCACGAACCCACUUCUGUGUUUAAUGUUGACCUCAAAUUGCAGCAAUGCAAAAGCAAGGAGCUACUUUCAAAGGAACUUUCUAAUAGUGGUCUACAUCCUGCAACAUUGGAGAAACUAAUGGAACAACCAGUAUUUGGAAAAUCAUCCAUUAGGCAUUUGGAAAUGAAUGACUACAGAUACGGCUGGAAAUUAUGAAAUCAGAGCUGAACCAAAAUAUAAUACAUCUGUUAAUAAUUUACUUCCACCGUUUUAGGUGGUGACCUGAAUGCAGCUAUGAAACUGAAUACACCAUUUAUUUUUCUACCAUCAAAUUAAUAAAUAAUUAUUGGAGCAUCACAAGAUUUGACACUGCCUUGUAUUGUAUAUACAUUAAUUUCAAUAAACUUGUCUUAAAUACCA